This is a messenger RNA of Coregonus clupeaformis (lake whitefish), 844 nucleotides long. Its product is annotated as methyltransferase-like protein 24. NCBI's taxonomy places the organism in Eukaryota, Metazoa, Chordata, Actinopteri, Salmoniformes, Salmonidae. The record is from RefSeq and is a predicted model, not a curated record. The transcript has 3 exons. Bases 314 to 811 code for a protein of 165 amino acids.
AGAGGGAGAGAGACAUACACACACACACACACACACACACUCACACAGACUGAGGUAGUUGUUUUGCGAUGAGCAGGUGUCCUCCUGUCUCACAAACCCUCAGCACUGCUCCUGCUUAUCUUGAUCAAACUGUGGACUUCCAAGCGGAGGGAAGGAGGGAAAGAAGGAGGACAGGAGAAAGACUAUCCACUCCAAGGAGGAGGAGAGGAAGAAUGGGAUAGAGACAGAGCGAGAGAUCAACAAUCUCACAGUUCAGAACAUGGACUGAGGCUAGAAAGAGAGGAACAGAAAAAAGGGAAAGAUACAGAGAGAGAUGUGGCCAAGCAUGGGGAUAGACAGACAGACUAGAGGACUGGCUCUGCGCCUGUGUCUUCUCCUCACCACUCUGUGUGUCUGUGUUCACGUUUACCUGGAGCUUGGGAGGAGGAGGGGGGCUCCUUCGCCCCUCAUUUUAGGAUGUCCCACACAGACCAGCCAGGUGCUACCAGACAAGAGGGCGAGGACACAGGGGGCAAAGGACCCCAUGGAGCCCAAUGUUGGGGCUGAGGACAGAGCCGUGAAGAGAAGGGUGUCCUAUGUACGCACGCUGCAGAAUGACUCUGUAGCAGGGAAGACAGGGGGAAGGCACAACCCCUCCACAUGCUGCCCACCUUUGCGCCCUAAAAGAAAGUCUCCCAGGUGGCAUAUAGAGCUGGAGCCAUGGGCCAGUGACAGCCACUCCCUGGAGGAGGAAGCUAGGAGGUUCCUUCACUACAUCACUACACCACAGGUGUCUUGUGCCCCCCUUCCCCAGAGGACCCCUUGGUACUAGGGGGUCAGGAAGGGCCAAAGGGGCCCUGGGCAG